Messenger RNA from Maniola jurtina (meadow brown), 1484 nucleotides. RefSeq names its product mitochondrial E3 ubiquitin protein ligase 1 (gene Mul1). The transcript is spliced from 6 exons. The record is from RefSeq and is a predicted model, not a curated record. The coding region runs from base 162 to 1193 and encodes 343 amino acids. Gene Ontology annotation, biological process: protein ubiquitination; organelle organization. Lineage: Eukaryota; Metazoa; Arthropoda; Insecta; Lepidoptera; Nymphalidae. Gene Ontology annotation, molecular function: ubiquitin-protein transferase activity.
UUGACUUGACAGUCAUUUUCUGAAAUACACUAUUUUUAUUUACCGAAAAUUAUUAGAUAACUUAGAUCAAAAGAUGAUUUAAAUUAACCAGAAAACCACACCAUUUGUGGCGAGUGCUGUUCUAAAAAUUUAUAGUACUGCGAAGUUAAUAUACAACCACCAUGGAUUUCUUUUCGGAGAUAAUCGGCGAAACCGUUAUACUUGGCAUAGAUUCCCUGAUAUUGGGAUUUUGUGUGAAACAGCUGAGCAAAUGUAAACAUAUCCUGAAUGCUUUACAGUCUGCACCAGUAUUAGAUAUAGACUCCUCACUGAACAAGGAAAUAAACAAGUACCCCAGCCAUGUGAUCCCAUAUGUGGUGAUCCGAGGCCUGGUGAAGCCCCUGGGUAACCCCAUCACCAGUAAUUAUAACCACUCUGUCACUGGAGUCAUACAGAGAUUAACAAUAAAAGAACAUGUGAUAGCUCGGACCUCGGCAGGGUUCUGGUCAGAUCAAACUCGCACAAUCCAUGAAGUGUACAAUUCCACACCAUUUGUCCUCAGCAAUGGCAAAUAUACCAUUGAGGUUGUUGAUGCACUGGCUGCAGAAUUGUUGGAUCUGGAUGUAAUCUCGGACAAGUUUGAGCCCAUGUCACCAGGAGUAAUAGACCAUGUUUGGGGAUUCUUUUCUGGGGUCCGACAACGUGGCCUUCAAACCAUGGAGGAGAUGUUACGAGACGGGUCCUAUAUCACGGCAAUAGGGGAGCUUAGCAGAACCAGCGCAGGGCUGAAGAUUCAGCCGCCCAGAGAUGGGUUGCCACUGUAUUUGACCACAGCUACUAAAUCCAGUUUACUGAAGAGGCUUGCGAGUUCACGAGAUUUCUUGAGAAUCCUAAUGGUACUAUUCGGCACAGUAGCAGCGCUGGCCUCGGGCCGCAUCGUGUACAAAUACCUCAAGAAGAGAAAGCGACGCGAGGCGGAAGACCUCAUGAAGAAGCAACUGGCUGCAGGUCGAAGAGAGAGACGCGCACACACGAGGGACAAGAACCUCAGUGAAGUUCAACUCUGUGUGGUGUGCACUGAGAACCCUAAGGAGAUAAUCCUGCUGCCGUGCGGUCACGUGUGUCUGUGCGAGGACUGCUCGGAGAACAUCCGGGACAAGUGCCCCAUCUGCCGGGAGCGGAUAGACUCACGAGCACCCGCCUUCAUCACUUAGGACUAAACACAAAAACUAACUUAUCAUCUUCAUCAAACGAUAGACGCACACUGCUGGACCUAGGUAUCUUGCAAUGCCUUUUAGGGUCUAAAUGCCAUGGUCUUGCACCACCCUAAUCUAGCGCAGUGCAAAAUAAGUGGUCCAAUCUGAAGUCUCAACGUGGUGGUUUGUGCGGGUCAUAAAGUAAAGAUUAAAAAUAUACAAGUCCAUCUAAGGGCCGGCACACAUAUGGCGGAGCGCAGCGCAGAGCAUUUUUCACAGUCAAAGCAUUAUCGUCAUUGUCCUCAUUGA